Molecule: messenger RNA, 270 nt
Organism: Penicillium nucicola
Lineage: Eukaryota; Fungi; Ascomycota; Eurotiomycetes; Eurotiales; Aspergillaceae
Exons: 2
Coding region: 1-270 (89 amino acids)
Source: RefSeq, a predicted model, not a curated record
AUGUGCGAAUACACCCGAAGCUCGCGCGUGUACCGGCCCUGCACCAGACGCCCCAGACACAUGGUCACCAUCCGAGUGUACGAGCUCUGCUGGCGCCAGAGUGCCUACGGGAUCCAGCGACACUGUCCGAACUCCACUGACAAUGGAUAUGACGGCGGGAUCACGCCUGUUAUUGCUCCUUGCCCGACCUGCCAAGACCCGAAUGUGACUACGAUUGAGCGCUAUGCUGUCGUCCAGUACGAACAGAGCCGUGCAAAGACUAUUGCCUGA